GUUAAGGCCUCAACCAUGGCGUCUGUAUCGUAUCGAGAACCAAUAUCUACUACUGUGGGAAAGCGAAUGAUGGUUACAGGCCCAGAUUAUAUAAAGGAUCACCUACCUAAAAUUCAUCAGCACUCUUCCUACAUAGGAGAAAAGCGUCCGGUGUCAGAAAAAACUGGAGAUCUCAGAUAUUUAUGGAGACCUGACCCACACAGAGGCUUACCAGCAAAAUAUAAACACAACUAUGUUGGUGAAAUUGGUUGGGGAAUACCUAAGUAUGAUUUUAUCAACAAAUCAAAUAUUGAGUCCGGCUUUCACAUCAAGUAUGGAGAAAUAAGUCACGCUGCUAUUGAUCAAUUAACCCACAGAUACCAGAGUCCAUGGCAACCCAAACCUUAUAUUCUGGAUAUGCAAGGAAAAUUUGGUCGUGGUUUUAUUGCCUGGCAUCUUGGUGAUUAUGAGCAGACCGAUACGAGAAAUUCCAAGCGGGCUCUCCUGGUUAAGAAGAGUAAGGCUGAUGCCCCAAGAACUUCCAGACCAUCUAACCUGCCAAAGCUACCCCAAAAGGAACAGAAAAGGAGACUUCAGCCUGUAAAAAAGGAUAAUUCAACCUGCUUCUAGAAAAGAAACUGCCUACAUAUGUAGAACAAAAAUAAGGUCGUAAUAACCCAUAAACUCUUCUCGUAUUACCCCGUGACAGAUGUCCUACAACUGUCUGCUUCAGUUUAAAGCCCAAGUAAAGGCUUCAGUGAAAAGGUGUUGUCAGUCUUUGCAUAACAUUAGAAUUGUUUCAUGCAACUAUUAUUAACAGUCAUACUAACAGGAGCUGUUUCCUGAGUGCUUAUAAUGUCUAAUACAAAGCCAAGUGCUUUCUGUGAAUUAUCCAAUUUUCACAGCCCUAUGAAAUAGGUUCUAUUAUUUCACCAGCUUUGCAGACAGAUUUCAGACGUGGAGAGGUCACACAGUUAGUGAGGAUCAGAACUCGGAUCUGACUCCAGGCCAUCACACUCCAGAGCCCAGGUAUUAGCCACUAAGAUACACUGGCUUUUCAAGUACCUUAUAUGGGAAUAAGGAG
This is a messenger RNA of Trichechus manatus latirostris (Florida manatee), 1063 nucleotides long. It is a transcript of the gene SPMIP2, whose product is annotated as sperm microtubule inner protein 2. NCBI's taxonomy places the organism in Eukaryota, Metazoa, Chordata, Mammalia, Sirenia, Trichechidae. The coding region runs from base 16 to 609 and encodes 197 amino acids. The record is from RefSeq and is a predicted model, not a curated record. The transcript is spliced from 5 exons.